Messenger RNA from Bipolaris victoriae FI3, 1515 nucleotides. RefSeq lists its product as hypothetical. Gene Ontology annotation, cellular component: cytoplasm. NCBI's taxonomy places the organism in Eukaryota, Fungi, Ascomycota, Dothideomycetes, Pleosporales, Pleosporaceae. The record is from RefSeq and is a predicted model, not a curated record. Bases 1 to 1515 code for a protein of 504 amino acids. The transcript is spliced from 3 exons.
AUGUUUGCAGAGCCGUCAAUGCCAGAACGCCGGCCCUCGCCAGGCCUGCAGCUCAACCUUUCCUCAAACAACCCCUUCCGCAGAGCUGCCUCGCCCGGUUAUCCCUCUCCCGCAUUUCCUUCUCCCGCAAGUGCCACCAACCGCUCCAGCUCCGGCAGCAGACCAAUGUCGCGAAAUCCCUUUAUCUCGACCUUCGAGGCCGAGUUUAACAAGGAAGCUUCGCGCGACCUUAUCGACAUGUCUGCAAACAUGAAGGAAUCGCCCAAGAAACCCACCUUUGGCUCGGCCACCGAGGACAUCUUUAAGAGCCUAUCCAUCGAUGACAGCGACAAGAAGCCAGCUCCUCCCUCACGCCCAGCCCCUAACCGAAGCGGUACCGAUCCCCGUGCAGCCCACCGCCCAUCUCGAUCUGAUGAGGAGAGGCGGGCACGGGACGGUCCCCGUGGCCCUCCUCGACCACGUGGUCCUCCAGGCUCGUCGCGUCCUCCCCACCCAAACAGCCCUGAACGCCGUGAGACGACUCGGCGCCCCCGACGUAACUCGGAGUCCUCGAUAAUCGACCGAGGCUCUUUGGACCCUCGCGACGACCGCAGGCGCAGGGAGCGCCGCAAGGAGCAUGAGAGUUCCAAGGAUGCAAAGGAUCCUAAGACGGGCAAGCGCGUCCGCAAACCCCAAGGGCUUGAUUUGAUCGACAAGCUCGACGUCACCGGCAUCUACGGACCUAGCAUGAUUCACCAUGACGGCCCUUACGACGCCGUACAGCCACACCGAAACCGGAAGAAGGACACGCGCGCGCCAAUGGAGGCUUUCCCGGUCGGAUCCGCCAAUAACACGCUAGGGGGUGCUGGACCGUUGAACAACAAGAUCGAUUUGGACAGGAUCCACGGCCGAGGCGCCGAGGGUUUCGAAGACUUCAGUACCGCCGAAUCCGAGUGGAAGAAGCCUGUAACUACAGAGUACAGCGCCAAGAGCCGAGACGACAUCGUCCACGGUGAGCAGAGCAACGGUCUUGGAACCUCGACAUUCCUUGAAGGUGCUCCAGCAUCUCGCAAGGCCAUCCAAGAGGACAGCGAUGCUCAGAGGCAAAAGCAGCUUGCUGAGAACGGCCUUGGCCGCAAGAAGUCGAUUGCCCAGCGAUUCCGCGGUAUCUCGCAGCCCCGACGUUAUGGAGACAAUCCUCGCAUCACUUCACCCGAAGCGCGUUACGGAGCCGCGACUAGCCCAAACGGCCACAAUGGGUCCUACAGCACCGGGUCCCUCUCCCAGACCAAGGCUAAUGAAAAGAACCCCUUCUUUAGUGACGACUACGACAGGGCCUACGAUGCCAAGGGAGCGUCCAUUAGGACCGGUGACGCCGAUGGAAGGAUGGGAGCUUCACCACCUCGUGGUGCCGCUUUGCAACGAUCCAUUACUACUGACAGCGCCUCAUCCCCUACUGCCGAAACCAAGCCACCUGGUGGUGGUUUCCUCAACCGCGUCAAGUCUCUCAAGGGUGGACGCCGCCGCCCAGCUUGA